Molecule: messenger RNA, 1107 nt
Organism: Caretta caretta (loggerhead turtle)
Lineage: Eukaryota; Metazoa; Chordata; Testudines; Cheloniidae
Source: RefSeq, a predicted model, not a curated record
AUGGUGGCUCCACACACCAAACUCUCUCCCAUUUGGAGCACACUGGAGCUGUUGAAUCUGCUGAGUAUAUGGGGAGAGGAGGCUGUGCAGUCCCAGCUCCGCUCGAGCCGUAGGAGUUUCGAUACCUAUGAUCAGAUUUCCCAUGGCAUGUUGGAUGAGGGCUACAAACGGGACAUGCAGCAGCACUGUGUGAAGAUCAAGGAGUUGAGGCAGGUGUACCAGAAGGCAAGGGAGUCAAACCAUCGCUCUGUCCUCCUUAGGUUGAUCAUCUUUCUUCAGCUUGCUGACUUAGUGCUGAUGUCUACCUACAAUUUCAGUAACUGUAACCAUGAAGCCAUAAAGGAUGCAUUUUUUAACGUUAUCUUGGUACAUCUGGAAAAGCUAAAAGAUCAGGAUUCUCACGGAUGCGGGGAAAAAGAAGGCGAACUGCUGGAAUGCAUACAAAACACUAUCAGAUGCUGCCUAGCCGGUUCACAGAAGGAGGAUGUCUGGACCUUAACUCGUACCAUUCUGAAUGCAAAUUGUGCUGAUUAUUUCCCAGAGAAGCAUGUUGAAUGUCAAGAAUCUAGAUCCAAUAUCCAUCGAAUGAAAAAGCGAAAGAGAUCUCAGAGAGCACAACCAUGUGAGGAGCACAGACUUCAAGAACUACUGGCUGUAUUGAGGAGUUAUAUGAAUAUCAACAAAUAGGUUUCCCUCUUCAUUUUAGAAAUAUUUAUUACCAAUGAUGCAAAUUUGUAAAGUUGUAAAUUUUACAAAUGAUUUUUUCAAUUUGAAUUUUAAAUGUUUUUAAUUUAUUUUGUAAAAACCUUUAACGUACAUAUUUGCUAAACAAAUAGCUUAGUACCAUAAUGUAAGGAUUUAUUAAUUAAAACAAUUUUCAUGAAAUGGUUUGCCAUACUUUGUAUGUGGGUCAAAGGGGGGCAUCUUGGAACAGAUUAGAAAAGAUCCACAUGAAGGGGAAAUAAUGGGAUAUAGGGAAAGGGCAAUAUAUGGGGGCAUGGAGAAAGAUCAGCCAGAAGAAAGAGACUUAAAACUUUGAACAUGUUUUUAAAAGUAUCUGGCUAUGUUGGGGGUUGUUAAUCCAAAUGUCCCUUCAAUGUAAUUUUU